This is a messenger RNA of Lycium ferocissimum, 1215 nucleotides long. Its product is annotated as putative non-specific lipid-transfer protein 14. Lineage: Eukaryota; Viridiplantae; Streptophyta; Magnoliopsida; Solanales; Solanaceae. The transcript has 2 exons. Gene Ontology annotation, biological process: lipid transport. Bases 9 to 365 code for a protein of 118 amino acids. Gene Ontology annotation, cellular component: membrane. The record is from RefSeq and is a predicted model, not a curated record. Gene Ontology annotation, molecular function: lipid binding.
UGCUGGAGAUGAAAUCUGUAUUUUGGAUAAUGAUGGUUUUGGGGGUCGCCUUAAUAAUUCACGAAGCUGGAGCUGAUGAAGAAUGUAGCACAGUGACAGCACUAGUAUCAGCAUGCGCCAGCUUCGUGAACUAUGGCACACCAGACCCAAUUCCAGGUGAACCAUGCUGUGUUGCUAUGACGAGCCUAAGCAACAUAGCUAGCUCCACUGGCAUCGAGACUCGACAGUCUGUCUGCAGAUGCAUGAUGGAUCUUAUUACUACUUACAACCCAAAUGCUACUGCCAUUGCCACUCUGCCUGGUUUCUGUGGUGUUUCUCUUGGUUUCACCAUUGAUCCUACCACUGAUUGUGAAUACGUCUCAUGACAAAUUGGUCUCUAAAAACUGAUGCUGAAGAAGGAACACUUACCUUCACUCUAACCAAGAAGAGCAACCUUACUAGAAAAAAUUGUAUUUUGUUUUUAAGAUGGCUGUCCAAAGGGAAACUAAACAAAGACUAGUCUUCACUUCCUUUUAUGACUAGUAUGAUUGUGAAUAAUACUUAGAUUGCUCCAUCUUGACUCACAGCAGAAUUUGCAUUGCAUGAUAGGAAGAAAUUCCACCGAAGUUAAAAAUAUUCAAAAUAAAAAUGGAGAAAAUCUUACUUGAAACUGAAAAACAAAAGAAGGGAAAAUGACAAAAGUUAAUACUACUACUUACUUUAGAAUAGAAAUUUGUCUAAAAGUACAGAGAAAGUAAAAGGGUGCAACGCACUAGUUUAACUUUUUCCCGACUCCCUUCGGUCAAUUUUGUUAGUUAGUACGUUAGAGUCUGGUAAAUCCACAGGAAACAUAAGAGAAAAGUAAAAAGUGCAGAUGCAUGAAUAUCUUGGGAUCAGCUUCACGUGGGGGCUGUUUGGCUCAAAAGGAGGUGCAAUCCAAAGCACGGGACGAAUAUUAUUUUCGGCAUUUUCUUCCUCCAUUGAGGCUUUGAGCAGUCUCAUGGGACCCAAAGUAUGUGGGAAGAAAACUUUCUGGAAAUAUAUGAUUGCCCCUUUUCUUUUGUCAUUUCAGUUUUGGAUCUUCAAUUUUACAGCUUAAAGUAAAGAACUGCUGUAGCCUAGACAUAAAAGGUAUUUUCUCCGUGAAUGAAUAGUUCACGCGAGCGAAAUUGACUACACAAAAAUAUCGAAUCAUUUGCCUACAUUCUUUUUUCUGUAUUGCACAAAUUGUAGGAG